Messenger RNA from Lingula anatina, 1165 nucleotides. RefSeq names its product ER degradation-enhancing alpha-mannosidase-like protein 3. Gene Ontology annotation, cellular component: membrane; endoplasmic reticulum. The record is from RefSeq and is a predicted model, not a curated record. Gene Ontology annotation, molecular function: calcium ion binding; mannosyl-oligosaccharide 1,2-alpha-mannosidase activity. Lineage: Eukaryota; Metazoa; Brachiopoda; Lingulata; Lingulida; Lingulidae. Gene Ontology annotation, biological process: endoplasmic reticulum mannose trimming; mannose trimming involved in glycoprotein ERAD pathway; carbohydrate metabolic process.
GUAACUAUCCGAGUUUUCUCGGAGCUUUUUCAUUUUCAUCAUGGAUAGUGAUGUUGCAGCAAGACGGAUGCUGCAAACAAUUUUCAUUCUUUUACUUAUCCAUGCAAUUUCUUGUGGAAUUCAACCGUCGGAGAAAAGAGAACUCAAGGAAAAGGUACUGGAGAUGUUCAACCAUGCAUAUGGCUCUUAUAUGGACCAUGCUUUCCCAGCUGAUGAGCUAAUGCCACUCAGUUGUAAAGGCAGAUACAGAGGAAGUGAGCAGAGCAGAGGAGAUGUGGAUGAUUCCCUGGGAAACUUUUCUCUGACUUUAAUUGAUACCCUUGACACCUUAGUGGUCUUGGGACAAAUUGACGACUUUGAAGAUGCGGUGAAAUUGGUGAUACAGGAAGUGACCUUUGACACAGAUGUGGUAGUGUCAGUAUUUGAAACUAAUAUUAGGGUACUUGGGGGUUUAUUAGGAGGCCAUGUUGUAGCAGCAUAUCUGAAGAGGGUGAAGAAAGGCAUGUUAUGGUAUAAUAAUGAACUAUUAGUAAAAGCUAAAGACAUAGGAGAACGACUACUUCCAGCAUUUAACACUACAACAGGAAUACCAUACCCAAGGGUCAAUUUAAAGUAUGGUUUAUGUAAAGUGAACUCUAGAACAGGAGUAGAGAAAGACACUUGCACGGCCUGUGCGGGAACCAUGAUUCUAGAAUUUGCUGCUCUCAGUCGACUUACAGGGGACCCAAUAUUUGAAGAAAAAGCGCACAAGGCCAUGGAGUUUUUGUGGAAGCAGAGACAUCGCUCAAGUGACCUUGUUGGAACUGUGAUAAAUAUACAUAAUGGGGAUUGGGUGAGGAGAGAUAGUGGAAUAGGUGCAGGGAUAGACUCUUAUUACGAGUAUUUAUUAAAAGGCUACAUUCUUCUUGGAGAUGAAACCUACCUCAACAGAUUUAAUACGCAUUAUGAUGCUAUAAUGAGGUACGUGAACCAGGGACCUCUCAUGUUAGACGUGCACAUGCAUAAACCUACCAGUAAUACACGCCAUUUCAUGGAUGCUCUCACUGCAUUCUGGCCUGGGUUGCAGGUACUUAAAGGAGACAUCAAACCAGCAAUAGAAAUCCAUGAGCUUCUGUAUCAGAUAACACAGAGACAUAACUUCCUACCAGAGGUAAGCAGUGAUUGA